This is a messenger RNA of Lycium ferocissimum, 2282 nucleotides long. RefSeq names its product la-related protein 1B-like. Gene Ontology annotation, molecular function: RNA binding. The transcript is spliced from 6 exons. Bases 234 to 1805 code for a protein of 523 amino acids. The record is from RefSeq and is a predicted model, not a curated record. NCBI's taxonomy places the organism in Eukaryota, Viridiplantae, Streptophyta, Magnoliopsida, Solanales, Solanaceae.
ACAAACAGAGAGAGAUAGUAGUGAUCACUGAAACCCUAAAAUUUUACAGCCUUUCUCUCUCUCUCUGCUUUCUGAAAACCUCGUUUUUCUUCUCUAUCACUCUCCGUCAAUUUUAAUUAUUGUUUCUUAAUUGUUGUUUUUCCUCUCUACAUUUCAGUUUUAAUCUCUUUGUUUCUAUUGAUCCUUUCUGUUUUUUCCUUUUUGUGUUUUUUUUUUUUUUUUUUGCGUUUUGAAUGGCCACGGCGCCGGAUUCUUCCGCCGCCGCCAAACCUGAUGGUGUCGCCGCCGUAACCACCUCCGCCGCCGGCUCUGGAGCCGCCGUCAGCAGUCCUCAACCUCGCCGGAGUUUGCAAGCGCCGUGGGCUCAAGUUGUCCGGGGCGGCGGCGAGCCUGAACCACAGUCAGCGCCGGCGUCACCGCUGCCGGAGAAAAUGUCAUCGCCGGAGAAGACUUUACCGGAAGUUUCUACCUUGCCGGAGGGUAGUGAGAGUAAUAAUGAUGGGAAUGUAGGUAAGGUGAAGAAGCAAGCUUGGAAUAAACCGUUAAACGGUGUCGUUGUUGAAGCGGUUACUGUUAUGGGUGGGGCCGUAUCAUGGCCUGCUUUAUCUGAUGCUACUAAGCCCGGCCCAAAAUCACCUAUUCCAGAUGGAUCCACUUCUCUUUCUCAGGGUCCAAUUAUUUCUCAGUCACCUCAAAAAGAAGCUAAUGUUAAUGCAAGCAAGAAUUCAAAUGCAAACCCUGCUACCCCUCUUAGACUAAGAUCAAUGAAAUACAACAAAGGUGGCAGCAGCAGCGGCGGUGGCGGUAGUGGUCCAAGUGGCGGAGCAUUUAUUAGAACUCCGCCUCCACCUCCGCCUCCACUGCCUCCACCAUUUCCGGUGAUGCCCUACCCACCACCUGUUCUUGAGCCUCCUGUAAGAGGUUCAAGACCUGUUGGAGGAUUUACAAAUGAUCAUUCUCAUCAUCGAAAUCAUGGAAGGAAAAACUUUGGGGGCCGACCCCGUGGAGAUGGAUCUUAUCAUAACAAUCAUGGUGGGGGCAGGCGUGAUCAAGAUCGGAGAGAUGUUCAUAUGGCUCCUCUUCAGUUUGCUCCUCCUCCUCCUCCGUUCAUGCGGCCCCCACCACCCCCUGGCGCUGGCCCAUUUCUUCCACCCCCUAUGAGACCCUAUGUUACUCCGAUGGGAUAUGAUAUGGCACCAUAUUUUUUUGUUCCACCAUUGAGUCCAGAGCCCUAUAGUGGUGUGCCAAUUAUCAACCAAGCUCCACAACUACCCCAACAUUUACCUUUAGUGGAUCCAAAUUUGCCUCCCUCCUUGAUUAAUCAGAUAGAAUAUUACUUCAGUGAUGCUAAUCUUGUAAAAGAUGACUUUUUGAGGUUAAAAAUGGACGAGGAAGGCUGGGUUCCUAUUACAUUGAUUGCUAACUUUCCCCGAGUUAAGAGUUUGACAGAGAAGGUCCAGUCUGAUAACAUCCAGUUUAUUUUGCAUUGUUUGAGGGCUUCAACGUUUGUAGAAGUGCAGGAUGAGAAGGUAAGGAGACGGGAUGGUUGGAGGAAAUGGACGCAUACUUCUGGCCAGCUGGCAGCUGAUUCAGGUUCGUCCACACCUGUUGCAUCGACAGACGGUGGUCUAACAGCUUCCUUGCAGAAUGUCUCUUUGAAUGAAUCAGCUAUUAGUAGUGCUACAGAAGAGACCAAUGCUCAACCAGAGGUAGCUGCUGGUGGCUUAUCAGAUGAAUCGACUAAGCAAUCAAAGCCGGCUCAAGAAGAAGAUAGCACUGAAGAAAUCUCUACCAACCACGCGUGAAACAAUGCUGUCGAUUUUGCAUAUUUUGCAACAAGCGGAAAAUAUUUUGGAGGUGUAUUUGGAAGGUUAUACAUACAUCAUUGCUGCCUUUGGUGGAGGCCAUAUUUUUGCAGUUUUUGAGGUGAGUGGAAGAGUUAAAACUAAUGUGUAAGUUAUCUGGUAUAGAGAGCGUCAGAGCGGAACGCGAUAGUGGCGAUUAAAAGGAUAUACAGUUGAUAGACUUGAAACUUUUUGAGUUGUUUGGCUCGUAUACUUGCAUCGCGUAUGCAGGCUGGUAUUCCAUUGUGAUUCAGUGGAGUGAAUUUGGAUUUUGAGCCAACUUUUUUGGGUUGAAACUUACCUCCAUUUCCGAGGAAAGAUUCUGAAAAUGUAGAAAGUUUAGUGCUUGGCUGGUACCAGAGUGAUUGAGCUCUGCUGAUUUUGUUAUACUUAUCUAGGCAAAUUGAUUGUUUUAAAUUAUUUUGUUUCAUUCUAUUA